Hemicordylus capensis (graceful crag lizard) is the source of this 10403-nucleotide messenger RNA. RefSeq names its product teneurin transmembrane protein 2 (gene TENM2). The record is from RefSeq and is a predicted model, not a curated record. NCBI's taxonomy places the organism in Eukaryota, Metazoa, Chordata, Lepidosauria, Squamata, Cordylidae. The transcript has 34 exons. The coding region runs from base 517 to 9234 and encodes 2905 amino acids. Gene Ontology annotation, biological process: heterophilic cell-cell adhesion; signal transduction; neuron development. Gene Ontology annotation, cellular component: membrane; neuron projection. Gene Ontology annotation, molecular function: calcium ion binding; protein heterodimerization activity; cell adhesion molecule binding.
CCCCAUCCAGGAGCUCGUGCAACCUGGUGGUUGUGCUGCUUGCCGCUAGGCUGGAUUCAGAGAGCAGCUGCCACUGAGCUGCUUGGGUGGUUAAGCUCGCGGGCAGGCGGGCAGGCAGCCUCCUUCCCUCGGCUCUCCCUGGCGCCGGAGGAGGCAGGGCUGGGCUGCAGGAGGGCUCUGGUGGUUCGGGAUAUCGCACCCUUUGCCUCAGGAGGGCCUCCUCGCCCCCCGUCAGUGAAGGAAUCUGCUGGCCAAGUUACCUCACGGAGGUGGUGUGAGGAGGUGUUCCGGCUGCUCAACCUGCUGCUGUCGCCACGGCUGCUGCUGUUACGUGUUGCUUUUCAUUGACUAAUAGUCUGGAAACUUUUGCCACUUUGUAUUGGGUGGACAUCCUCUACAAGGUAUCUUAAGGAGUGUGCAGGAAAUCCACCAUUCCUGUGGUAAAGUGACCAAUCUCAUGCUUAAAGCUUCACUUCACUGAAAAAGAAAAGAUUAAUUUUCUUCUGACCCAGAAUUAUGGAUAUAAAAGACCGAAGGCACCGCUCUUUGACAAGAGGCAGGUGUGGGAAGGAAUGUCGUUAUACAAGUUCUUCACUGGACAGUGAAGACUGCAGAGUACCUACACAGAAGUCCUAUAGUUCAAGCGAGACAUUGAAGGCUUAUGAUCAUGACACCAGAAUGCACUAUGGAAAUCGAGUUAAUGACCUAGUUCACAGAGAGUCUGAUGAGUUUCCAAGACAAGGAACUAACUUCACUCUUGCUGAACUAGGAAUCUGUGAGCCCUCUCCCCAUCGAAGUGGCUACUGCUCAGAUAUGGGAAUACUUCAUCAAGGCUAUUCCCUCAGCACUGGGUCCGAUGCUGACUCAGAUACGGAGGGAGGAAUGUCUCCAGAGCAUGCCAUACGGCUGUGGGGGAGAGGGAUUAAAUCCAGGCGCAGUUCCGGUCUGUCAAGUCGUGAAAAUUCUGCCCUUACCCUGACUGACUCUGACAAUGACAAUAAAUCAGAUGAAGAAAACGAUUUUCAUACACAACUUUCUGAGACAUUGAAAGACAGACAGACUGGCUGGCAGCAGCUGGCUGAAACAAAGAACUCUCUGAUACCUGCAGAGGGCGUAUGUAGCGGCGGCAGGCAGAUGAACGCCACAUCCCCAACUCCUGGACAUGGCUCUCAAGCAGCCCCACCACUGCCGCUGAAGAUGCCGCCCCAAUCCAGAAGGAGUGGGUGCCAUACACUCUCGGGUCAAGGCACGCUCUCCUCAAAGCCUCCUCCACCAGAACCCAGAACUGGAAGCAGGUCAUGGGCAUCGUGUCUGCAUGGAAGAACAGCUGGCCAUCACCCUCCCCACACACGGCCAGGUCGUCCCAUUCCACCUACAUCCUCGUCUAGCCUCCUCCCAUCUGCUCAGCUGCCCAGUUCCCAUAAUCCACCACCAGUUAGCUGCCAGAUGCCCUUGCUAGACAGCAAUACUUCCCAUCAAAUCAUGGAUACCAACCCCGAUGAAGAGUUCUCCCCCAAUUCAUAUCUGCUAAGAGCAUGCUCAGGGCCACAGCAGACUUCCAGCAGUGGCCCUUCAAAUCAUCACAGCCAGUCAACUCUGAGACCACCUCUUCCACCACCUCACAAUCAUACUCUAUCCCAUCAUCACUCCUCUGCUAACUCCCUCAACAGGAACUCACUCACAAAUCGACGGAACCAGAUCCAUGCCCCAGCUCCUGCACCAAAUGAUCUGGCAACCACUCCUGAAUCUGUUCAGUUACAGGAUAGCUGGGUACUGAAUAGCAAUGUGCCACUUGAGACCAGACACUUCUUGUUCAAGACAUCUUCUGGAACAACUCCUCUGUUCAGUAGUUCUUCCCCUGGAUACCCUUUAACCUCAGGAACAGUUUAUACACCACCUCCCAGACUGUUACCUAGAAAUACUUUCUCCAGAAAUGCAUUCAAGCUGAAAAAGCCCUCCAAGUACUGUAGCUGGAAAUGCGCUGCUUUAUCAGCAAUAGCUGCUGCCAUCUUGCUUGCCAUUCUGCUGGCUUAUUUCAUAGCAAUGCAUAUGCUUGGACUAAACUGGCAGCUACAACCAGCAGAUGGACACACCUUUAAUAAUGGGAUAAGGACUGGAUUGCCAGGCUCUGAUGAUGUAGCAACAAUGCCAUCUGGAGGAAAAGGACCUUGGGCCACUAGAAACAACAGCAUAGAUAGCGGGGAGGCAGAGGUCGGACGGAGGGUCACACAGGAAGUACCACAAGGCGUAUUCUGGCGGUCACAAAUCCAUAUCACACAGCCACAAUUCCUGAAAUUCAAUAUUUCCUUAGGAAAGGAUGCUCUAUUUGCGGUCUAUAUAAGAAGAGGACUUCCACCAUCACAUGUCCAGUAUGAUUUUAUGGAGCGUUUAGAUGGGAAAGAGAAAUGGAGUGUGGUGGAGUCUCCACGAGAGCGUCGAAGUAUCCAGACCCUUGUUCAGAAUGAAGCUGUGUUUGUUCAGUAUCUGGAUGUGGGAUUGUGGCACCUUGCCUUUUAUAAUGAUGGCAAAGAUAAAGAAGUGGUGUCCUUCAAUACCGUAAUCUUGGAUUCUGUGCAGGACUGUCCACGUAAUUGUCAUGGGAAUGGUGAAUGUGUGUCUGGAAUUUGUCACUGUUUUCCUGGCUACCAUGGAGCUGAUUGUGCAAAAGCUGCUUGCCCAGUUCUGUGCAGUGGCAAUGGACAAUACACCAAAGGAGCCUGUUUGUGCUACAGUGGUUGGAAAGGGCCAGAGUGUGAUGUACCCAUCAGCCAGUGUAUUGAUCCUUCAUGCGGGGGCCAUGGUUCUUGCAUUGAAGGGAACUGUGUUUGCUCUGUUGGCUACAAAGGUGAAAACUGUGAAGAAGUUGAUUGCUUGGAUCCUUCCUGCUCCAACCAUGGUGUCUGUGUAAAUGGAGAGUGUCUCUGCAGCCCAGGCUGGGGAGGCUUAAAUUGUGAACUUCCACGUGCCCAGUGUCCAGACCAGUGUAGUGGGCAUGGCACAUACCUCUCUGACACAGGCCUCUGUAACUGUGAUCCCAACUGGAUGGGUCCUGACUGCUCUGUUGAAGUGUGUUCUGUAGACUGCGGCACUCAUGGUGUCUGCAUUGGUGGAGCAUGUCGCUGCGAAGAGGGCUGGACAGGGGUAGCCUGUGACCAACGUGUUUGCCAUCCCCGCUGCACAGAGCAUGGAACUUGUAAAGAUGGGAAAUGUGAAUGCCGAGAGGGCUGGAAUGGGGAGCACUGCACCAUUGGUAGGCAAACGACAGCCACCGAAACAGAUGGCUGCCCUGAUUUGUGCAAUGGCAAUGGGAGAUGCACACUCGGUCAGAACAGCUGGCAGUGUGUCUGCCAGACCGGCUGGAGAGGGCCUGGAUGCAAUGUUGCUAUGGAAACCUCCUGUGCUGAUAACAAGGAUAAUGAGGGAGAUGGCCUUGUAGACUGCCUGGAUCCAGACUGCUGCCUCCAGUCAACGUGUCAGAAUAGCCUGUUGUGCCGUGGCUCCCGUGAUCCCCUCGACAUUAUACAGCAAAGUCACUCGGGUUCACCAGCUGUGAAGUCAUUCUAUGAUCGAAUCAAACUCUUAGUGGGAAAAGACAGCACUCAUAUCAUCCCAGGGGAAAAUCCCUUCAACAGCAGUCUUGUGUCUCUUAUUAGAGGCCAAGUGGUGACUACAGAUGGAACUCCACUUGUUGGAGUCAACGUGUCAUUUGUCAAGUAUCCAAAGUACGGCUAUACCAUCACUCGCCAGGAUGGCACGUUUGACUUGAUUGCAAAUGGAGGCGCAUCUCUGACUCUACACUUUGAGCGAGCUCCAUUCAUGAGCCAAGAGAGGACAGUGUGGCUGCCGUGGAACAGCUUCUAUGCCAUGGACACGCUGGCAAUGAAGACUGAAGAGAAUUCUAUUCCCAGCUGUGAUUUAAGUGGUUUUGUCCGGCCAGAUCCUGUUAUAAUUUCAUCACCACUUUCCACAUUCUUCAGUGAUGCCCCUGGUCAAAACCCCAUUGUUCCAGAGACCCAGGUUCUUCAUGAAGAAAUUGAAGUCCCAGGCUCCAACAUAAAACUCUGCUAUCUGAGUUCCCGUACUGCUGGGUACAAAUCUCUGCUUAAGAUCACCAUGACACAGUCUCUUGUGCCUCUGAACUUAAUUAAAGUUCAUCUGAUGGUAGCAGUGGAAGGACAUCUUUUUCAAAAGUCAUUCCAAGCAUCCCCCAACUUGGCAUAUACAUUCAUUUGGGACAAAACUGAUGCCUAUGGUCAGAAAGUUUAUGGGCUCUCAGAUGCUGUAGUGUCUGUGGGAUUUGAAUAUGAAACCUGUCCAAGUCUGAUAUUAUGGGAGAAAAGGACUGCCCUAUUGCAAGGAUUUGAACUUGACCCCUCAAAUCUAGGGGGCUGGUCUUUGGAUAAGCAUCAUGUGCUUAACAUAAAAAGUGGUAUUCUGCAUAAAGGCAGUGGAGAGAAUCAGUUUCUAACUCAACAGCCAGCUGUGAUCACUAGCAUAAUGGGUAAUGGUCGUCGAAGGAGUAUCUCCUGUCCAAGCUGCAAUGGGCUUGCAGAAGGAAACAAACUACUGGCCCCUGUGGCACUUGCAGUGGGAAUUGACGGAAGCCUCUUCGUUGGGGAUUUUAAUUACAUCCGGCGCAUCUUUCCCUCUAGGAAUGUCACCAGCAUUUUGGAAUUACGCAAUAAAGAAUUUAAACAUAGGUGGCUCACUGGCUCCACACCUCGAACAGCUGUCAAAACUGAUUUAUUAGAAAUAAGCAACAACCCUGCCCACAAGUACUACCUAGCUGUGGAUCCUGUUUCGGGGUCGCUGUAUGUAUCGGACACCAACAGUCGUCGUAUUUACAAAGUCAAAGCACUUACUGGUGCCAAAGACCUAGCUGGUAACUCUGAAGUGGUGGCAGGGACGGGUGAGCAGUGUCUGCCGUUUGAUGAAGCCAGAUGUGGCGAUGGAGGGAAAGCAGUGGAUGCAACUCUAAUGAGCCCACGAGGAAUUGCAGUGGAUAAGUAUGGCCUUAUGUACUUUGUUGAUGCUACAAUGAUCCGGAAAGUUGAUCAGAAUGGAAUCAUAUCAACUCUGUUGGGCUCUAAUGACCUAACUGCUGUUCGGCCACUAAGCUGUGAUUCCAGCAUGGAUGUCACCCAGGUCCGUCUGGAAUGGCCCACCGAUCUUGCUGUCAACCCAAUGGAUAACUCUCUGUAUGUCCUGGAGAACAAUGUCAUUUUGCGGAUCACCGAGAACCAUCAGGUUAGCAUCAUUGCUGGCCGUCCAAUGCACUGCCAGGUUCCCGGUAUAGACUACUCCCUCAGCAAACUGGCCAUUCAUUCUGCACUGGAAUCGGCCAGUGCCAUUGCCAUCUCACACACUGGAAUUCUUUACAUCAGUGAGACAGAUGAGAAAAAAAUUAACCGGCUUCGCCAAGUCACCACUAAUGGUGAGAUUUGCCUUCUGGCUGGGGCAGCUUCAGACUGUGACUGCAAAAAUGACGUCAACUGUAAUUGCUAUGCUGGCGAUGAUGCUUAUGCCACUGAUGCCAUCUUAAAUACCCCAUCCUCCUUAGCUGUGGCACCAGAUGGCACUAUUUACAUAGCAGACCUUGGAAACAUACGUAUCAGGGCUGUCAGUAAAAACAGACCUAUCCUUAACUCGUUCAACCAAUAUGAAAUUGCUUCUCCAGGAGACCAAGAACUGUAUGUUUUCAACAUUGACGGCAUUCACCAAUAUACCCUCAGUCUUGUUACAGGAGAAUAUCUAUAUAACUUCACCUAUAGUGCCGAUGAUGUGACUGAGGUGAUUGAUAACAAUGGCAACUCCCUCAAAAUUCGACGGGAUACAAAUGGAGCACCGCGUCAUUUUCUAAUGCCUGACAAUCAAAUUGUGACUCUGGCUGUUGGCACGAAUGGUGGUCUUAAAGUAGUGUCAACCCAGACGCUGGAACUUGGAUUAAUGACCUAUCAUGGGAACAGUGGCCUCUUGGCAACAAAAAGUGAUGAGACAGGAUGGACGACCUUUUAUGACUAUGACCAUGAAGGACGCCUGACCAAUGUAACUCGCCCCACUGGUGUAGUAACCAGCCUUCAUCGUGAAAUGGAAAAGUCUAUUACCAUAGAUAUUGAAAACUCCAACCGGGAUGAUGAUGUCACAGUAAUUACCAACCUCUCCUCUGUGGAGGCCUCCUAUACAGUAGUUCAAGAUCAAGUGAGGAACAGCUAUCAGCUCUGCAAUAAUGGCACUUUGAGGGUGAUGUAUGCCAAUGGAAUGAGUAUUAGCUUCCACAGUGAACCGCAUGUGCUAGCCGGUACUGUAACCCCAACAAUUGGACGAUGCAAUAUUUCCUUGCCAAUGGAGAAUGGCUUAAAUUCAAUAGAGUGGCGCCUGAGAAAGGAACAGAUAAAAGGAAAAGUGACUGUAUUUGGAAGAAAGCUCAGGGUCCACGGAAGAAACUUGCUGUCUAUUGAUUAUGACCGGAACAUUCGCACUGAGAAAAUAUACGAUGAUCACCGGAAGUUUACACUGCGUAUUAUUUAUGAUCAGCUUGGACGCCCUUUUCUCUGGCUACCCAGCAGUGGUCUUGCUGCUGUGAAUGUCUCUUAUUUCUCCAAUGGACGGCUCGCUGGACUUCAACGUGGUGCCAUGAGUGAAAGAACAGAUAUUGAUAAACAGGGCAGGAUUAUUUCCCGCAUGUUUGCAGAUGGAAAAGUAUGGAGUUACACAUAUUUGGAAAAGUCCAUGGUACUACUACUUCAGAGUCAGCGGCAGUACAUCUUUGAAUAUGAUUCUUCAGACCGACUGCAUGCUGUCACUAUGCCCAGCAUUGCUCGGCACAGUAUGUCCACUCACACAUCUAUUGGCUACAUUCGAAAUAUUUAUAACCCUCCUGAGAGCAAUGCCUCAGUGAUUUUUGAUUACAGCGAUGAUGGAAGGAUUUUGAAAACAUCUUUUUUAGGAACUGGUCGGCAGGUUUUCUACAAGUAUGGGAAAUUAUCAAAGUUGUCUGAGAUUGUGUACGACAGCACAGCAGUGACUUUUGGAUAUGAUGAAACCACUGGAGUUCUUAAGAUGGUUAACCUACAGAGUGGUGGCUUUUCUUGUACCAUCCGCUAUCGCAAAAUUGGGCCUCUGGUUGACAAACAGAUUUACAGAUUUUCUGAGGAAGGUAUGGUCAAUGCAAGGUUUGAUUAUACCUACCAUGAUAAUAGUUUUCGGAUUGCUAGCAUCAAGCCUAUAAUAAGUGAGAUACCUCUUCCAGUUGACCUUUAUCGUUACGAUGAAAUCUCAGGCAAAGUAGAGCACUUUGGAAAAUUUGGGGUAAUUUAUUAUGAUAUAAAUCAAAUAAUCACUACAGCUGUGAUGACGCUGAGCAAGCACUUUGAUACACAUGGACGCAUUAAAGAAGUGCAAUAUGAAAUGUUCCGAUCACUCAUGUAUUGGAUGACAGUGCAAUACGACAGUAUGGGAAGGGUAACUAAAAGAGAACUUAAGCUUGGGCCUUAUGCUAACACAACUAAAUAUACCUAUGAUUAUGAUGGAGAUGGGCAGCUCCAGAGUGUGGCAGUCAAUGACAGACCAAACUGGCGUUACAGUUAUGAUCUAAAUGGGAACUUGCAUCUCUUGAAUCCUGGAAACAGUGUCCGAUUGAUGCCACUGCGCUAUGAUUUAAGAGAUAGGAUUACACGCUUGGGUGACAUGCAGUACAAGAUAGAUGAUGACGGCUUUCUAUGCCAGAGAGGCUCUGACAUAUUUGAAUACAACUCCAAAGGGCUCUUAACAAGAGCUUACAACAAAGCAAAUGGGUGGAGUAUUCAGUAUCGUUAUGAUGGAGUAGGAAGACGGGCUUCUUACAAGACUAAUUUAGGGCACCACCUUCAAUACUUCUAUGCUGAUCUUCACAACCCAACCAGAAUAACACAUGUGUAUAACCAUUCAAAUUCAGAAAUUACUUCUUUGUAUUACGAUCUGCAAGGUCAUCUCUUUGCAAUGGAAAGCAGCAGUGGUGAAGAAUACUACGUUGCCUCAGAUAACACAGGGACACCACUAGCAGUGUUCAGUAUCAAUGGCCUCAUGAUCAAGCAGCUGCAAUACACUGCAUAUGGGGAGAUAUAUCAUGAUUCUAACCCUGACUUCCAAAUAGUCAUUGGAUUUCAUGGAGGACUGUAUGACCCCUUAACAAAACUGGUACACUUUACUCAAAGAGAUUAUGAUGUUUUGGCUGGACGCUGGACUUCUCCCGACUAUACAAUGUGGAAAAAUAUUGGUAAGGAACCUGCCCCAUUCAACUUGUAUAUGUUCAAGAGCAACAACCCACUCAGCAAUGAACUGGAUUUAAAGAAUUAUGUGACAGAUGUGAAGAGCUGGUUAGUGAUGUUUGGCUUUCAGCUCAGCAACAUUAUACCUGGUUUCCCAAGAGCAAAAAUGUAUUUUGUGCCACCUCCUUAUGAGCUCUCAGAGUCUCAGGCAUGUGAAAAUGGACAGCUCAUUACUGGAGUCCAGCAGACAACUGAAAGGCAUAACCAAGCCUUCAUGGCCCUUGAGGGACAAGUCAUUUCUAAAAGGUUACAUGCUAUUAUUAGAGAAAAAGCAGGCCACUGGUUUGCAACCACCACUCCAAUCAUUGGCAAGGGCAUCAUGUUUGCUGUGAAGGAAGGCAGAGUAACCACAGGAGUUUCAAGUGUCACAACGGAAGACAGCCGAAAGAUUGCCUCUGUGCUUAACAAUGCUUACUACCUAGAAAAGAUGCACUAUAGCAUUGAGGGAAAGGACACCCAUUAUUUUGUCAAGAUUGGCUCAUCCGACAGUGAUCUUGUCACCCUCGCAAUGACCAGUGGGAGGAAGGUGCUGGACAGUGGAGUGAAUGUCACCGUGUCCCAGCCAACUCUCCUAGUCAAUGGAAGGACUCGAAGGUUUACAAAUGUUGAGUUCCAGUACUCCACCUUGCUGAUUAACAUACGUUACGGCUUGACUCCUGACACACUGGAUGAAGAAAAGGCAAGAGUACUGGACCAAGCCCGGCAACGUGCCUUGGGGUCAGCCUGGGCCAAAGAGCAGCAGAAGGCACGGGACGGCAAAGAAGGCAGCCGCCUGUGGACUGAAGGCGAGAAGCAGCAACUUUUGACCACAGGGAGGGUGCAAGGUUAUGAAGGAUACUAUGUCCUCCCAGUGGAGCAGUACCCAGAGCUGGCAGACAGUAGCAGCAACAUCCAGUUCUUAAGACAGAAUGAAAUGGGAAAGAGGUAACAAAUUAACCUGCUGUCAUCCUUGCCUGGAUGAAUCAGUAGUUGCAACUGUUAUCUCCUCUCCUAAGGAGAUGAAGACCAACGGGGCACUCAAAGGCUGAGCUACUUUGGGAUCAUAAGUGGCAAGAAAGCUCACAUUUUUUGAGUUAAAUGCUGCUGUCCAAGUGAUUCAAAAGAACAUCCUGAAGUGGACUAAAGCCAGACUGAAAACUUUAAUUAUGUGCAAAUUUAAAAGUACCCCAUAAAUAUUACCCACUUGUUCUGGGUCUAAAGAAAAAAAAAUUCACAACAAAAAUAUUGAAAAAAGAAGGCCUCAUCUUAUAUUACCUCACUCCAUUCACAUGUGAGCAAACUUUCAAGAAAUCCAAGAGGGCCACCCACCUCCACUAGACCAGCUGAUGGGAAAAAUUCUUCAGGCUGCUUGUUUGAUAAACAUUCUAAAGGUUUUUCAUUUAAAAGCAAAAUACAGGUGCAUCUAAUACAUGACUUCUGGGGUGAUUUGUGUGUAGCAACUGGAAGAAAUGAGAACAGGCGCAACAGAGCACUGGAAAUAGUAACAGAAAUAUAUUAAGGAAUAUAAACCUGCAUUUGCACUCUGACCCUGCUUUUGUCUGGCCUAAAGUUAAUUUAUUCAAAGAGGGCAGAGUGUAAAGUUCAAUUCAAAAUGGUGGCUAUAAAUCACUACUGAUAAAUUUCAUACUCUGUUUGUCUUUGAAGAUUCCAUUGUGGACAGUAUAACACAGUUACAGGGUGUAGUCUGUUUAGAUUCAGUAGUUUGUUGGUAUCAGUUCUAGUAGAGCUGUGGGCAUUGUGUUAACACUGUUGCAAAUGGGCACCAAUUCAGAUCACCCUGUACAUACAUCAGCCAGAAGGCACAAUCACUGUUUCAGAUUUUAAAAAAAAUUAUUAGUGUGUUUGUUUGGUCGAGAAACUGAGACAAUCACAUUAUGGUCACCAAGAGAAAAAAAAUAUUUAAAAAAAUAAAAAUAAAAAGUCGAAUAAGAACUUUGGUACAGAACUUUUUUGUAAUAUACAUGUAUGAAUUGUUCAUUGAGUUUUUAUAUUAAUUUUAAUUUGCUGCUAAGCAAAGAAUAGAGACAGGCAAAGAUAAUUUAUGGCAAAGUGUUUAAAUUGUUUAUACAUAAAUAAAGUCUCUAAAACCCCUGUGAA